This is a messenger RNA of Stereum hirsutum FP-91666 SS1, 1196 nucleotides long. RefSeq lists its product as uncharacterized. The record is from RefSeq and is a predicted model, not a curated record. NCBI's taxonomy places the organism in Eukaryota, Fungi, Basidiomycota, Agaricomycetes, Russulales, Stereaceae. The transcript has 2 exons. The coding region runs from base 55 to 789 and encodes 244 amino acids.
GCAGGCUCAUCCAUCGUGGUAAAGUCCGAACCGUGCACCGUCGUGAUACCGCCUAUGCGCAACCAGAGAGCGAAACGCCAGACUAAACGCCAGUCGGUGGCUCAGGCUCAGGCAGAAGGACAGGAGUCUGCCAGUGCGCCUGCUGCACCGGAACGUAAGCAGCCCGCUCGAGCCUCAAAGCGUGAUGUCAAAUAUGUCAUCGCACUGGACCUCAAUGACUCGGCUGACGAGACCGCUCCUGUGGCGUCUACCUCACAACAACCCGUGCCAAUGGACGUCGAUACACCUCCCCCGGCUUCAGCAGUCAAGAAGCCUACAAGAACUCGUACGAAAAAGGAGGAGAAAGAGCCUCUUAUACCUACUUCCCCUCUGACCCCCAAGAAAGCGGCAGCCUCAGGAUCUAAAGGUAGAGCAGCACGCGCUGCCGCUGCGGCUUCGACAUCCGCCUCGGCCCCUGUACCUGCUCCUACGAACACAUCUGCAUCGAUUUCCUCACCCUCGAAACCUACUCCAUCAAUAUCAGCCGUUCCCUCGUCGUCCUCUACAUCCCUCAAGAUACGUCUGCCUCGUCUCGCGGACAUCAAUUUCGGUGCUCAUGCGACUCAUGCGAAUUCGAACUCGAACUUCAAGUCUACGUCAGGUGCUGGUUCGUCCAGCACGGGUGCUGCUGCGAGCAAAGUUAAUGGUGCUGGUGUGGCGGCGAGACCGAGGAGGUCGUUGAGGAGACAAGAUUCGACGCCGGCUUCGACUUCGACUUCGCUCUCGAGAGUGGAUGGGGAUAUGCAAUAGCAAUGACAGAAGAGCGAUAGUUUUCCGGUUCACAAUUUUCGGGACAGAAGGGGUAUGUCAUGAUACAUGAUUAUAUGGUAUGCCAUAUGCGGCGAAUUUUUUGUCUUGCGCCGUACGCUCAUGUCGGACCAAGCACAUUCGGUGUGGGUGCUACUUAUUCGACGCGCGUACCUUCGACAGUCGCAUAGGAUGGUUUAUGGGUAGCUUAUGCGUCUUGGAUGCAUAUGAGUGUAUGGGAUAUGUAACGGAGGUUGCGUGAUGUACAUGGCAAUGAUGCAUGAUGUUUACCAGCUUUGUUUGGAUGUUGUCUCCUGUGCUCCCGCGUUGAUACUCGUGUCUUUUUCUUCUUGGUCUGCUUUUAGAUACUUGACAUACAAUGAUCUGAGAACUUGUGAAUCUUGAAUCCU